This is a messenger RNA of Iphiclides podalirius (scarce swallowtail), 351 nucleotides long. NCBI's taxonomy places the organism in Eukaryota, Metazoa, Arthropoda, Insecta, Lepidoptera, Papilionidae. The record is from the annotation of a GenBank genome assembly.
AUGAAGUGUGCGGUGGUGCUGGCAGCUUUGGUGGCGUGCGCGGGAUCGGUGGACGCCGCAGCCACGAGCUGUGCCCGCUCUCAGGAAUACUUCGCGAGGCACAAUGUGUCAGCUGAUGAUAAUGAUGGACCAGAGACGAGGGGAGAGGGGGAGGUGCGGGGUGAAUGGCGGCGGGUAGGCUUUGUUGCUCGCACUGGCAUUCCUCUCCUGGGAACCGGGAACAGCCCCCCCCCCCUCCCCGUCAUAGCCUGCUCCCUUCACCCCUGCACGCAUUCCUGCCCUCUCUCACUUUCAUUGUUCCUGUCGGCGCGGGAGGUCGCCGCUCCGCGUACAAAUAAUGGAACCAGUCGU